AGGCGUUACGUUGGCCCGUUUGUAUCCAAACAAAGGUGUCCCUUUCGAGGAUGAUGAUCGGUGUAACUAUUAGCCCUUUGCUGUUCAAUAUUGGCUAGCGGGCUGAUUUUGGUCCGGUCGAUAACCCGAGAUAUCAUACUAACGCCGUGUACGACCAACUUCACAUCUAACAGAGGAUCGGAAUUGUCGACAAUCCCCGCUUGCGAACCCAAAAAGGGACAUGUAGUCUUUAACUGCCCUUUGUGAUUCACGCAAUUGCCCAUUCUUCGUCACAAAUCUAUAGGUAAUGAUAAUGCAUCGCCGGAUAGCAUAGGUAUCCGACACAGCAUGACAGAAUUUCCGCCGUUAAUACCCGAUCGGGGUGAAGACUCGGAUUGGGACUCAACACUUGUUGUACACAAUCACUUCGUGAAUGUAAGCAUAGUACCGGAAAGACGACACAGUGGGUGGGAGACAGUAGAGAGAGGGUGGGUGGAAAGCAAGCAGCAACAAGCUCAAGCAAAGGGCUUAAAAUCGCAGGGUCGAGCAUCAGAUGGCCCAUUCUCCACUGAUGCAUCUAACGAUGUCUUGAGCAGUAUCGCGACAGAUGCCAGUAAGGCUACGGCCUUUUUUGCUUACCCUCAGAUGUCCAUUCCCACCCCUCAGUUAGAAUUCGAUUUCCGGAUGAGAGUCCUUCUAAACCCACAGUCUGCUUCAAUUUCCGUAGGCGAUGGAUUCAAGAAGAUGUCCACAUUUUCGGAGGGUACGUGGUCGGGUCAUUUUGGACACGGCCUUGUUGUCAACGGAGGCCAAGACAGUCAAGAUAUGGUGUGUGGGGAUACGAUAGCAACACAAGUGGAAGCAACUCUGCGCUUACAGACUGCAGACGAGCCGCCAGCAUGCAUCGAGUGCAAACUGAGGGGAAAUAGAAUUGGACCUUCGGAUCUCAUGAAGGAGCUUCAAGGCCCUGGAAAAUGCAGGCAGGCGGAUCCAAGGUUGUGUCCGUACAGAAUAUUCGUCUCCAUGAAAACAUCAGAUCCACGAUAUAAAGACAAGCUAAAUACCGGCAUGUGGAUUGGAAGCUGUGUCUGGAAAGACUUGGAAGUUGUGUUUGACGCAUACAGAAUAAGUUGAUUCAGCCUCUUCGAAGACGAGGGAGGAGGAAUAUGAUUGAGGUAACGGAAUGAGCUGAACACGAAACCGGAUCCUGACAAGAUUGCCAACCAGUUAAGAGUAUU
Molecule: messenger RNA, 1217 nt
Organism: Hypoxylon fragiforme
Lineage: Eukaryota; Fungi; Ascomycota; Sordariomycetes; Xylariales; Hypoxylaceae
Exons: 5
Coding region: 328-1113 (261 amino acids)
Source: RefSeq, a predicted model, not a curated record